Messenger RNA from Sesamum indicum (sesame), 3027 nucleotides. Its product is annotated as pentatricopeptide repeat-containing protein At4g35130, chloroplastic-like. Gene Ontology annotation, biological process: RNA modification. The record is from RefSeq and is a predicted model, not a curated record. Lineage: Eukaryota; Viridiplantae; Streptophyta; Magnoliopsida; Lamiales; Pedaliaceae. Gene Ontology annotation, molecular function: protein binding; RNA binding.
GUCGGGUUUCAUAGUCUUCAGACAAACCGGAACUUCGGCAAGAAGUUUGCUGGAGAAGAUUGUGGUCUCUAUAUUUGGAGUAAGCAAGAAUUAAUGGCUAGCAAAUAUCGCCAAAUUUAUUAAAAAGAUUUUCAACACAAACCUGCCCAAAGCCAUGUGUAGAAGGAUUGUUUGGAUGAAUAAAAGAGCAAAAAGAUUGGAUAGUCUGUCAGACAGCUGCAAGACCAUCCCAGCCAGCACAAGCUAACUGAGAACGAUCCUCUACUGUUCCAGACAAGCUCAGUCGCCCGAGCCAGGGAGCUGUUAAUCACGCUCUGGUCAAGCAGCCAUGGGUUCAUCCACCAGACUUGAUUUCCUGUCUCCUUAGAACUCAAGGAUACAGAGGUACGAGCCUAUAGAACAGAUCCUGUUCAAGUAAGGUCGUGCCCUGUGCUGUCGGGGGAACAAAUAAGUAAAAGUUCGACCAUGUCAUAAUCUCUCAAUGUGGGAGGCAAUUUAAUUACUGCUUAGAUUGUGAGUGCCCACUUUCCCAAUAUAAGAGGAACGAGUUCUUAACUGUCGAUUAAGGAGUAUAUAGUAUUUUCUCAAAACUGUCUAUUAAGGAGUUCUUAACUGUACUAGUGUAUGUAGUAUCUUCUCAAAAAAAAAACUAUACACACUAGUGAUUGUUGUCUAUUUUAAGAGAAUCUGAGGGAAAAACAAAGAAAAGAAAGCUCCUUCAUUCAAGUUCUCACAGAAGUCCUCAAGAAACCUUCUUAAUCUUCAAUAUUCCUUCUCUUCGUUUCAAUGGGUUCCGUCUUUAUCACUUUUGUUAUCUAUCUUCAUCUUCAAAGCAUGUUUAUGCAUCAGCCCACAGGUUCUGUUUACGAUUUUUCAAUCCCCAUCACUUGAAAAUUCAAAAAUACCACACUUCUGUAAUUUCAGUACUAAAUUCAUGCAGAAGCCUUCUAAUGCUGAAGCAAAUCCAUGCUUCAGUUGUAGUCUCAGAUGGGCAAGAACUAUCUUUUGUACUUGCUUCAAAGUUGAUAUCUUUAUACGUUCAAUUUGAUGACUUUGGAAGCGUUAUGUCAGUGCUUAAGGCUUUGAAAGAACCCAACAGUUUUCUUUGGAAUUCAGUGAUCAAGGCCCAUGUAAAUUCGGGGCUUGUUGAAUCAGGAGUUUUUGUCUAUAAGUUAAUGAGACAAAAGGGUGUUCCAUGUGAUGGUUACACAUUUCCAAUAUUGAGUAAACUGGUUCUGUUGAUUGAAUGUGGUGUAAAUUCUGCCGAGAUGAUUCAUUGUGUGGCAAUGCAAAUGGGCUUUGAAUCUGAUGUUUACUUCUGCAAUACGAUGAUCGAGGCUUAUGUGAAGAGUGGGUACUCUGGAAAUGCUUUGAAGUUGUUCAACGAAAUGCUUUACAGAGAUUUGGUUUCUUGGACAUCAAUGAUUUCAGGGUUUUCUUAUGAAGGAAAUACCAAUGGAGCUUUUGCAUUGUUUAAUGAAAUGCGGAAAGAAGUCGAACCUAAUGAGGUCACAAUGAUUGUGAUGUUGCAAACGUGUUCUACUAUUGUUGAAGGAAGUCAGUUACAUGGCUAUGUGAUCAGAUUUGGGUCCUUGGUAGAUCAGUCGUUGAAAAAUUCAAUCUUGAAAAUGUAUGCUGAUUUUGGUAGCGAAGCCGAUUCAGAACUUCUUUUCGAAGAAAAUGCAAGGAGGGAUGUGGUUUCUUGGAAUAUUAUGACAUAUUUAUAUUCUUCAAAAGGCAAGACUGUGAAAAUGGCGGAUUGUUUGAGCAAAAUGAGGCGUGAAGUAGAACCAAGCAUUGAGACACUUACUGUGCUCAUUGCAGGGCUUGGACAGUGCAGAUAUCCUAGUCAAGGUAGACAAAUACAUUGUCUUGCUCUAAAAACUGGACUUUUUGAUGAUAUACUGAUGACUAUUUUGUUGGAAAUGUAUGCAAAGUGCGGGGAUUUGGAGAACUCAAGUAAAUUGUUCAGAGAAGUCUCUCACAGGAACUAUUGUACUUGGGAUGCUAUUAUAUCAGGAUGGACCGAAAAUGGGCAUCUUCAAAAGGCUCUUGAGCUGUUUCAGCAAAUGGUAGCUGUAGGUAUUCAGCCCAGGACUGAAAACAUGAGAACACUCGUUGUUGCAUGUAUGCAUCUGGGCGCUUUACGGUUGGGCAAAUCUGUUCAUGGAUACUUCAUAAGAAACUUCUUUUCCAUCUCUGAUGAAGGUGCUCAAUCACUAGAGACCUCUAUUAUGAACAUGUAUGUUAGGUGCGGAGACAUUCGUUCUGCAAGAAUUUCUUUCGACAGAAUGCUUUUGAAAGAUCUUGUAACAUGGUCAUCAAUGAUCGAGGGCUUGGGGACACAUGGUUUAGGUUCUGAAGCGCUUGAAUUUUUCCAUCAGAUGAAGGCUGAAGGAAUAGAGCCAAAUAGUGUUACCUUCUUAAGCUUACUAUCUGCUUGUAGCCACUCCGGCCUCUUGUACAAAGGCUGUGAAGCCUUAAAUUCCAUGAAAUGGGAAUUUGGCAUUGAGCCCGAUUUAGGUCAUUACACUUGCAUCGUGGAUUUAUUAGGUCGAUCCGGCAAGGUUAAAGAGGCUUUAUCAACAAUCCUGAAGCUAGUGGCUUUGCCAGACAGUAGUAUCUGGGGUGCACUUCUGGCUGCUGCUAGAGUUCAUGAAGACCACAAAGUUGGACAAUAUGCAGCUCAAAAGCUUUUCGAGUUGGAAAGUGAUAAUGCUGGCUAUUAUACGCUCUAUAGUAAUGUACAAGCCAGCUUAGAAAGGUGGAACGACGUGGAAGAAGUUAGGAGUGCCAUGAAGGACAUGAAUUUGAUGAGGCAUCCUGGUUGGAGCUGCUUAGAAGUCAAAGGAAAGUUUCACGGUUUCGUUUCAGGAGAUAGAUCACAUCAGCAAAUGGAUGAAAUACAUGCAAUAAUUGAGUGUUUGUCUAGAAAUGCACUAGAUGUAGGGAGCUGAUCUUACUCUUGCAAAUUUUCUGUCAUCAGUUUCUCUGGAUAUGAGAGUAAUAACAAACAAGUUCUUGUAA